Colletotrichum chrysophilum is the source of this 267-nucleotide messenger RNA. RefSeq lists its product as uncharacterized. The record is from RefSeq and is a predicted model, not a curated record. Bases 1 to 267 code for a protein of 88 amino acids. The transcript has a single exon. Lineage: Eukaryota; Fungi; Ascomycota; Sordariomycetes; Glomerellales; Glomerellaceae.
AUGUACCUCCGAUUCGCAAAGGAGCCCACUGCGACCAGGACCGCCACGAUCGUCAUGUGUGGCAGUUUCUCCCCUGAAGACAUCACCAUGCCUGAUUGCAUCGCUGACGCCAAGGACUCUGUCUUGUGCGCGAGGAUGAUCGACCGGCGUGGCGAGCAGGACCCGUCCCUACUGCUCGACCUCGUCUUCGAGCCCUUCUUCGCCACAUCGCCGGGACACGGGAGGAGAGCUAGCCAUCCUUCACCACCGCCUCCGCUGCAGCUGUGA